Messenger RNA from Brugia malayi, 267 nucleotides. RefSeq lists its product as uncharacterized. The coding region runs from base 1 to 267 and encodes 88 amino acids. NCBI's taxonomy places the organism in Eukaryota, Metazoa, Nematoda, Chromadorea, Rhabditida, Onchocercidae. The transcript is spliced from 2 exons. The record is from RefSeq and is a predicted model, not a curated record.
AUGUCAUUAAUAUAUAUUAUAUCAUUAUUUCAAAUUACGUAUACGAGGUAUAUUGGACCAAAUUUUGAUUUCAGCAAGUAUCACAGUUUUGAGGAAUAUGAAAAUUAUUUAGAAAGCAUUCCACAAGCUUUUCCGCAUUUAGCUCAGUUACAGGUUAUUGGAUUUACACAUGAAAAAAGGCGAUUACUUUGUUUAAAGGUAUUUAUACAUUUCAAAAAAAAAAAAGUUAAGAAACAAUUGAUUGUUAGUAUAACUGAAAUUGGAUAG